This is a messenger RNA of Cuscuta campestris, 1472 nucleotides long. The record is from the annotation of a GenBank genome assembly. NCBI's taxonomy places the organism in Eukaryota, Viridiplantae, Streptophyta, Magnoliopsida, Solanales, Convolvulaceae.
CUAGUCUAGUUGGUACCCAGCCGAAGCCACUCUAGCCAAGUAUUUGGCUGGAGACAGGCCAAAGCAAAAGGCGAAGGAGGGAGCGUCUGUGCGUAGCAUCCCUCUUCACCCGUUCUGUGUCUUCGUUUUGUGAUGGCCGGUGCGGCGUUGCUUCACUCUUCUCCAUAUACGCUUUCGUCCUUCGUGGCUCGCCGGUUUUCUCUGCAACCCGGUAGCUACAGCCGUUUCCACCGGUUCACGUCAACUAGCUGUCGUCUCAGUCAUUCCUUACGCCGUAAUAAACCUCCCCGGCUCGCCGUUCUCGCGCAAGCCCGGCGAGGAUUUUCUUCUAAAUUCAGCAGCGAUGAAUUUGCAUCUCCGGAUGAUUUGUAUAUUCAGGAACCUCUGAAAAUAGUAGAAUAUCCAGAUCCUGUACUUAGAGCGAAGAACAAAAUGAUUGGAACAUUUGAUGAAAAUUUGAAGAAGCUAGCAGAUGAAAUGUUCGAUGUAAUGUAUAGAACUGAUGGUGUUGGACUGUCAGCACCGCAAGUUGGAAUAAAUGUUCAGGUUAUGGUAUUCAAUCCUGUUGGUGUACGGGGUGAAGGAAAGGAGAUUGUCCUCGUAAAUCCACGCGUCACCAGAUAUUCCCGAAAGGUGUUGCCAUAUAAUGAAGGUUGCUUGUCUUUUCCUCAGAUAUAUGCUGAUGUAGAGAGACCGGAUUCUGUGAAGGUAGAUGCACAGGAUAUUAAUGGGGCAACUUUCACAGUUCGAUUCACAAGGUUUCCCGCCCGGGUGUUCCAGCAUGAAUAUGAUCAUUUGCAGGGAAUUCUUUUCUUUGACCGAAUGUCUGAUAAAGUCCUAGACAGUAUACGGAAAGAUUUAGAGGCUUUGGAAAAGAAAUAUGAGGACAGGACUGGGUUGCCAAGCCCUGAAAAGAUUAAUACACGCAAAAGUAGUCCAGCUGCAAUUGGAUUUGGAAAUUCAUGAACCCUGGAAAUAGUGAGUUGCUGCAGUUUUGAAAUAUUAGAGUUUCUUUUUUGUCUGUAUUGCCAUGUAGUUUUUGUUAUACAAAUACGUGAAACUGUUAGAGUACUUUUAUUGGGCAAAGUAAAAGUUAGAAUGCAACAGGCUUUGGAAAAGAAAUAUGAGGACAGGACUGGGUUGCCAAGCCCUGAAAAGAUUAAUACACGCAAAAGUAGUCCAGCUGCAAUUGGAUUUGGAAAUCAAUGAACCCUGGAAAUUGUGAGUUGCUGCAGUUUUGAAAUAUUAGAGUUUCUUUUUGUCUGUAUUGCCAUGUAGUUUUUGUUAUACAAAUACGUGAAACUGUUAGAGUACUUUUAUUGGGCAAAGUAAAAGUUAGAAUGCAAGUGCUCAUGCACCUUGGUUGUUAUUGGUUUGUUAUGCCCUUGUAAAUUUAUUUACCUCUGUAACUUUUUCUACAUGAGUUUGAUACUCUGAAAGGAAAUAUUUAUCGGGUUAUAUUUCUAGAUUGA